Molecule: messenger RNA, 2554 nt
Organism: Schistosoma turkestanicum
Lineage: Eukaryota; Metazoa; Platyhelminthes; Trematoda; Strigeidida; Schistosomatidae
Source: the annotation of a GenBank genome assembly
AUUUCGGAGAAAAAAGUAACAAAUUGAUGGGUUAUACCCUAUAUUCACAUCGAGUCGCUUCAGUUUCAGUUUGGAAAAUAUAGGAGGUUGGGUGGCUUAUGUGGCAACUUGGAUAUCCCACUUGAUCUAGUUUGCUUUUUGGCUCAUCGACAGAUAGAGCAGCCGAUGAAGUUAAGAGAUUUGGGAAGUAAUUUACAUACAGGAGGAACAACACUGGCACUCAAACUGUAUCCUAAGACACCUCGCUAAGCAUAAUUUCACAAUUAUUUAUCUUGGAGUUAAAUUGUACUCUUUGUUGGCAUCCUUAUAGAAAAUCCCUGAUCCACACAACAUAGUUUUAACCUACUAUAUACCCUAUUAUACUUCACGUAUUGCAAAUUUUAGUUUUGAGAAUUUGUGUCUUUGGAUGCGUUUUCAGCAUAAUUCUCUAUCAUCUGUACUGAUUAAUUGCAGUGAACCCAGAGUUUAUACGAUCAAGUUAUGUCGAGACCUAUCUCUGUAGUAAUAGUUGAGAGACACAAUGAAGCUUUAAAUUACAUAUAUCGUGCUAUUGGAAGCAAAACAAUUCCUUUCUCUGGAUUAAAGCUACUACAUUUCGACUCUCAUCCUGAUAUGGGUGUUCCGGAUAUCGACUGUUCAGAAAUUUUGAGAGAUCCUGAACAACUUAUGAAGAAAGUAAGCAUAGAAAGCUGGAUAACACCAAUGAUAUAUGCUGGACAUGUUGAUCAUGUCAUCUGGAUGCACCCAACAUGGUCUCGACAGCUUUUGAACAGAAAGCCAACAUAUUAUUCUAUCGGUGAAGACCUGUGCUCGAAGAGAUUAGUGGUUGGUAUUCCGGAAUCAUAUUUCUACAAUGAUGGUGUAUUUUGUAUGGAGGAGGAUAUUAGUUCUCCUGUCAAAUUUGGGCUUACAGUUGCACCUAUUCAUGAAACAAAUACAUUAUGUAGAGUAUGUACAGAUAUUAUCUGUGUACUGCUUAAUCAGUCUUUCAUUUUGGAUAUUGAUUUGGAUACAUUUUCCACUCAAAAUCCACUUUCUAAUAAGUUCACCGAAGAACAAUUUGAAAUUAUUGAUCGUUUGUAUGCUCCACCUCCACCGCUUACUUUGUGUUUAUCUCCGAAAGAUCUGGAAGAUCCAGCUGUGAUUGUAGCUCAUGGUAUGAGCAGUGCUCAUGUUUUGAAUGCUGCACGAAAACGCCAAUUAACACGUCUUUCACAAUGGAUUUCUUGUUGGGAUCGUGGAUUAAUUCCAUCAUCUGAAAAUUUUCUAUUAUUUCCUUAUGAAUUGGCAGAGUUUUCUCGGUUAAUACUUUCUCUUACCGAACAGAAAUUUAAUUCUACAGUAUUAAAAGCGGUUAAAAAUACUUUAGAUCUGGCUUAUAAACAAAUUACUCAAAACAAAAAUCCUCCAUUAAUUUCACUCGGUUCUGAUGAUGAAGCUAUUCAAGCUGCUUUAAGAGAUUUAACUAAAGAUUCCAAUUCCAACAUAACUAACAACUUAAUGGUGGAUCAGAAUACUUCAGAAAAUAAAGAUUCUUCAAUUGUAUCCGAUUACACUAGCCUUAUACCAAUGAAACGUCGUUCCAGUAGUCCAGGCAUUGUUUAUACAGAUUCAAAAUUUAAACUACGUUCAUCUGAACCGUUUAUAAGAACGCUGAAUGAUGAUACGAAUCAUGUUGAAAUUAAUGAACAUUGUCCAUUGUCAAACACUGAAUAUUCUAUGGAAGUAGAAGAUGCAGAUUCGUGUAAUCAAAAUGGUUUAGAUGAAAAUCGUAGUUUAAAAGUAGUUUUAACUAAAUUAGAAACAAAUCCAAGUACAUCUUGCAUAAUUGAUGAUUACAAUGACAGUGAUGAUAUUUUAAAUGUUCAACAAUCUGAUGAUGGUGGUGUUGUUGUCAAUAAACAUAAUGAAGAAAAUUUAAAUUUUAUGCAUUAUUUAUGGUCUGGAUGUGCAGAUCAAAAAAACAAUGCAUUGCCACAUUCUAUAACCAAUACUAAAGAACAAAGUGAACUAUUUGAACAAAUGGAAGGUUUGUUAAAUCGUUUACACAAUCCUUGUAUCAUAACAAUUGCUAGAUCUGUAUAUGAUGGUUAUACUCCUAGUGAUCAAGUAUCUGAUAUUCAGCUUGGUUUAUUACAAAUGCUUGAUCGUGUUUAUGGGCGUAAUUUACUUUCAGUCACUUUAGAUUAUGAAAAUGCUGAGAAUAACAUAGAUACACUGAAAGCAAUGGGAUUUCAUAUUGUUACUCCUGAAGAAUUCCAAAUGGGUGGUCGUCGUAUAUCUCCGAUGUCGCGCCUCGCAAGAUCUGACGGUACCGGUGUUGCUUAUCGUACUGAACCCGGUCGAAAAGAAAUAGUUUAAUUUCACUUUUCAGCCUAAGCUAUUUUCUAACUGUUCCAUGAACAUUUGUAAAACCUGAUAGUUAAACCGUUUUCUUGCUUUUACACUAACUUUCUGGGAUUUGUCUUAGUUAAACCAUUCGAUAAACAAAUUCACCUUUUUUAUGUUUUCGAGCUUCCUUUCCAAUAUUUCUGUUUAUGUAUGUCAUUAGUAG